Messenger RNA from Parathielavia appendiculata, 1728 nucleotides. Its product is annotated as N-terminal nucleophile aminohydrolase. The coding region runs from base 1 to 1728 and encodes 575 amino acids. Gene Ontology annotation, biological process: protein maturation. Gene Ontology annotation, molecular function: beta-aspartyl-peptidase activity; threonine-type endopeptidase activity; asparaginase activity. Lineage: Eukaryota; Fungi; Ascomycota; Sordariomycetes; Sordariales; Chaetomiaceae. Gene Ontology annotation, cellular component: cytoplasm. The transcript has 3 exons. The record is from RefSeq and is a predicted model, not a curated record.
AUGUCAAGCAUCGGAGAGUUCGCCGCCAUUCCCCAUGAAGGGGAUGGCACAUUCGACAAUGUGUGGAAACGGGCUGCUAGAAGACCGGUCGCGUCGAUAUUCGUCCACGCGGGCGCAGGCUACCACAGCACUGUGAAUGAAAAGGUCCAUCUCAAGGCCUGCCAGGAUGCUGCUCGCAUAGCCAUGGCCUUCCUCAAGGCCGGCGCAACCGCUCCACAGGCUGUCGAAGCUGCCAUCAGGUGUCUCGAAGACAGGGAUAUCACGAAUGCUGGUUUCGGAAGUAACCUGAACAUCGAGGGCAUUGUCGAGUGUGACGCCACACUUGUUGAUCAUCUUGGGAGGAGCGGGGCAUGCGGUGCUGUCCAGGGAGUCAAAAAUCCCAUUUCUCUUGCGAAGAAGAUCCUGGAUACGAGCAGUCAGCCACUCACUCUCCGCCGAGUCCCGCCCAACAUUCUCGUAGGCCAAGGGGCCAAGGACUUUGCAGAGGAGCACGGACUCGUAACCGUUCGCAACGAGUUUCUGGUUUCCAGGAAUGCAAAAGACCGCUGGUUGCGUUGGAGCGAAGACCUGAAGAGGGCGGAGGCGAGAAGGAAGCCACCCACAAGAUUCAAUGCUGAGGGAUGGCCCCUCCCUAGAGCACCAUCACCAACCGUCUACGACGAGGCCGCCGAUCCAGCCAACAACUCCCAUCAUGUCCGAGAUCAUACUAGUGCGAUUCUCACGGGUACUUGGAACGAGGGCCAACCUGACUCGCCUGGCCGCAGCGGCUCCCCUCCGGGCGGGAACGGAUCCCGUUCGGUCACAGUCGAUCCGGCAUCACCUCGCUCCGACCCCACCAGAAAUCCUGGGGACACGCUGAAUCCACCCAAGAAUCCUGAGCGUCCUAGCCUAGACCUCCUGAGUGCCGCAUUUCAGCCACGCGGAAGCCCUGCAGCGCCGGAAGAGUCGGUGGAGUGCGCCGGUCUGAAACAGGAGUCGCCGUGUCCCGCCCCAAAGCGGAAGCAGCCUCCGUUGCCUUCGGUCAACGACGGACCAGUAGGCUGUGAUGACGGCGAGGUGGAUAUGGUAGAUGACUUUGACUACUACAGAACUUAUGGGUUUGACGCCUGGUACGACCAGGGCAAACCCACAGCUUCUGGAAGAAACCCGGUCAACGCGGCUAUGGACAUGGUGUCGGAUACCGUUGGGGCGAUUGCAAUCGACCUACAGGGCAACAUUGCAGCGGGCUCGUCCUCUGGAGGAAUUGGCAUGAAGCACAAGGGUCGCACCGGGCCUGCCGCUCUGGUAGGCGUUGGCACUGCUGUCGUGCCGGAGGAUCCCGACGACGACCUGGCCACUUCGGUGGCCGCAGUGACCAGCGGGACCGGCGAGCACAUGGCCACCUGCUUUGCCUCGGGAAAAUGCGCCGAGCGUCUGUACCAAGGGACCCGUCGCGGGCCCGGCGGACGGGACAUUCCCGAGGAGGACGAGCAUAACAUCAUGGAGUCCUUCAUCCUCGACGACUUCAUGAACCAUCCCGGGAUCAGGGACCAGCCGUCUGCUGGGGCCAUUGGUGUCAUGGCCGUCAAAAAAGACCGUAGUGGGGUGCACUUCUACUUUGCCCACAACACCGACUCGUUUGCGCUGGCUUCCAUGUCGUCGACCGAGAGAGAGCCGCUCUGUGUCAUGUCGCGCCUCGGUAAGACCGGGCGCGUCGCCCAGGGCGGGCGGAAGGUUCGGUUGGCUUGA